Messenger RNA from Lotus japonicus, 1251 nucleotides. RefSeq lists its product as uncharacterized. Lineage: Eukaryota; Viridiplantae; Streptophyta; Magnoliopsida; Fabales; Fabaceae. The record is from RefSeq and is a predicted model, not a curated record. The coding region runs from base 1 to 1251 and encodes 416 amino acids. The transcript has 8 exons.
AUGGAGGAUCACAAAUCGCAAAUCGCAAAUGGAGCUUCUGAGAAGGAGAAGGCGCAAAUGGAUGAAGAUCGCAUAUCUUCAGAGAAGGAGAAUGCGUCGAUGGAAGGAGAAGGCAUCAAUGGUGAAAGCAGUGCUAGCCAAAGAGUUGAUGGCAUGCAAAAUACAUUACAAGAAGACUUGGAGUUGGAGAGACAAUUAAAACUUAUUAACAAGCCCCCUGUUAAAAGUAUUCAGACAAAAUUCGGAUAUAUUGUUGAUUGUAUUGAUAUCAAUAAGCAACCGGCAUUUGACCAUCCUUUACUAAAGAAUCAUAAGUUGCAGAGGAAACCGAGCAAUCAAAAAACGAUUGAAAAUUCCAAUUUGAGGAAUUCACCAUCUAAACCCAAAUUUGGGCUUGAAAAACCAUGUCCAAAAGGAACGGUUCCAAUUCGGAGGACAACAAAAAAUAAUCUUGUUCAAGCUAAAUCGUUACUAGAUAACCAAAUUUUGGCACAACAAGAUCCUACAUAUCGUACUCAUGUUGCUGAAGUAAACGUGUUGCCCCUUGCAAAAGGUUUUCAAGGUGUUAAUGGAACUUCUAGCGUUUGGCAACCAAUUGUUGAAAAAGAUCAAUCAAGCGCCGCUCUUACGUGGGUUCGAAAUGGACCAUUAAAUGCAACAAAUGAAAUUGUUGCUGGGUGGCAUGUGGCUCCACAAUUAUACAAUGGUGAUGUUGGAACUCAUUUGUUCGCACAGUGGACGGUAGAUACUUUCCAGAAAACAGGAUGCUACAAUGUACUAUGUUCAGGUUAUAUGCAAACUGACCAUAGCUAUUAUCUUGGUGGAAGUUUCCACUAUACAUCUGACCGGAAUAACAUUGUUCAGUUUCAAGUUGGGAUCACCCAGGAUCCAAUUACCAAAGAUUGGUGGUUAAAUGUGGAGAAUACAAAUAUUGGAUAUUUCCCAGCAGAAUUAUUCACUAACCUAGCAUCAGCAAAUCAAGUGGGAUGGGGUGGUGCAACAACAACUCAUGUCGGCACUCCUAGUCCUCCAAUGGGAUCUGGAUUAUUUCCGGACGAGGACAUGCAUGGGGCAAGCUAUUUUAGGUGGUUGUCGUUCAAGAAUGAAAACGAAUACACUGACAUAACAGGAUAUUCGACAGAAGCAUUUGCAGACAACCCCGAUUGCUAUUGGGCUAAAUUCUAUGGCUAUCACAAAAACAUUGGAUCUAUUCUUCAAUUUGGAGGACCUGGAGGCAAAUGUGACAAUUGA